UUUUCAAAUCUAGAUAUCCAGAAGUUAAAUUGUUGGGAUUUGAGCGCAUUGAGUUUUUUUUUCGUUAAGGUCAAAAUUUGACAUAUAAAUUGGCUCGUCUAAUUGAACUGAAAAGCUUUCCAAUUAACUAAGAAGUUCAAUGUUGAUUCCAGAAAGUUCUGAUUUAUACUCCUACACCACUAAGGUAGUCAAUGCCACCGGCCCAAGGUUUAGAGGAUCAGUGGUUUUAGAGAAACCUUCAGAUAAUGCCGAAGAUUAUCAGUUGAAAAUUGCUUAUAGGAUAUACAAACGAAAGAACCCAAUUGAAUCAGGGAAAAAAGUAAAUUUAUUCUUGAUCCACGGAAAUGGAAUGACAAAGGCAAUUUGGCAUUACCAUGUUGAUAAAUUUUAUCAAAUGAUUCCCAAUUUAAACUGUGUAAUUGCUCCUGAUACGGUUAACCAUGGUCACUCAGCAGUGUUGAAUAAAGGUAAACUAGGUCAUGAGAUAAACUGGCUAGAUUACGCUAAAGAUGUUAUUAAAAUAACAAAAGUCGAUGAAAAAGUUGUUUUUUUACAACCAAAUGUAACUAACGUUGUUCUAGGUCAUUCUAUGGCUGGUCAAAUGGCGUUAAUAAUUGCAUAUUUGGAGCCAACUUUAUUCGACGCAGUUAUAAGUCUUAAUCCGGUUGCCCAUGUCGAUGAAAAAAGGUACAGACACCUUAACAUGGCAUUCAAUAUGUGGAAUAAAAGAAAAAUGGUUUAUAAUAAAUAUCCAGUCAAAGAUGGCGAAGAUUUUAAGGAUGCCAUUAUAAAAUGUUAUAAAAAGCAUGGUUUCUACAAAAAGUUUGAUGAUACUAUCUUGAAAAACAUGUUGGAAGAUGAUUUUGAUCCGAAUCAAAACCCACAAGAUGGUUAUAUCGAAUCGAUUACCGAACCUUUGCAAGAGUACUAUAUUUACUUUUCUGGAACCCCUACUAUUUUGAGAUCUUAUCCAAUUUACCAAAAGAUCACUACCCCGGUUUACCAUAUUGUCGGUGAUAAAGACCACGUAGGUGAGAAUGCCACCGAAGAGCUCAGAAAUGAGUUACGUAGAGUUGUUCACCCAGUCGAUAUUAAAGGUCAACAUUUAGUCCAUGCCGAACAGCCUGAUUAUUUCAUUGGAGUUAUCAAGAAUAUAAUGGAUGAGAUUAUUGAAGACUCAGAAAAGAAUGGGGAUAUAAGAUUUGAAGAUUUCGAUCAUUUGAAAACCUAUGGAAUAAACUACAAGACUGAUCUCCAAAAAAUUGCAAUGGAGAAUGGAUUGAGGUUGACACCAUUCUCAAAAUUAUAA
Molecule: messenger RNA, 1309 nt
Organism: Hyphopichia burtonii NRRL Y-1933
Lineage: Eukaryota; Fungi; Ascomycota; Pichiomycetes; Serinales; Debaryomycetaceae
Product: alpha/beta-hydrolase
Exons: 1
Coding region: 140-1309 (389 amino acids)
Source: RefSeq, a predicted model, not a curated record